Cornus florida is the source of this 1146-nucleotide messenger RNA. RefSeq lists its product as uncharacterized. The record is from RefSeq and is a predicted model, not a curated record. Lineage: Eukaryota; Viridiplantae; Streptophyta; Magnoliopsida; Cornales; Cornaceae. The transcript has a single exon. Gene Ontology annotation, molecular function: zinc ion binding; ubiquitin protein ligase activity. Bases 153 to 851 code for a protein of 232 amino acids.
CAUUAACCAAACCCUCCAGCUAUCCCUCACGUGUCCCCCGGAAUUGUACAAGGAAUCUCAACCAUAUUCCCUCCUACAAAACACACAAACAGGAUAUAUUUUUCUUGAAUUACAUUUCGACACCCAAACUAACUGUCAUAACUACCUUCCAAAUGGAGUCUGUUGCCUCCAAUUCAGCAUCCACAUCGAAUCACCGCCCUCAUUCCCGGUUCAAGGUAACCCAACCGGUUGCAGACAGAAUACUCCGAGCCCUUCGCCACCGGCUCCGCCUCCUUCACCGGUCCGAAUCAAACUUCUUCGUCCUAGGGGCCACUGGGAACGUGUACACUGUGACAUUGUCUGCCACCCCGUCCUGCACUUGCCCUGACCGUACAACACCGUGCAAGCAUAUACUAUUUACUUUUAUCCGCGUUUUGGGCGUCUCUCUUGAUGAUUUGUGUCUCCGGAGGAGGACUCUCCGGCCAUGCCAACUCAGCCGCCUACUCAGCACGCCUACAUCACCUGAAGCAUUGGCAGGGGCCAGUUUGCGUGAAAGGUUUCAUCAGCUCUUCUUUCAAGCAACGCGGGGCCAUUCCCGACCAUCUUUGCACAUAGAAGAUGGUACCAAGUGUCCAGUUUGUCUUGAAGAAAUGGGAAGCGGAGAGAAGGUGCUGGCUUGUGGGACGUGUCGGAAUCUUAUUCAUGAGGAAUGCAUGUUGACAUGGAAGAGGAGUAGGGGAAGGAGGUCAGUUAGCUGUGUGAUUUGCCGAGCAAGAUGGAGGGAUAGGGCAGAUCAAGAGAGGUAUCUAAACCUAUCAGCUUUUGUUAGUGAGGAUGAAAUGGUCGAGGGUGAAGGUCUCUGUGGUGAUUAGGACUUAAAGGAUGCCAGGCUAACCUGCAGAUCACAGAACAUAAGAUAAUGCAAGUUAUGGGGCAAUACAAUUGUAAAUACAUGCAUAAUAAAGUAUAAAUUUCUGAAAAAGAAUGCUUAGGAUUCAAUUUUUGCCGGAACAUUAUGGAGUUAUUUUCUUUUUCUAUUGCUUUCCAGCCCAAUUUUAUAUUUUCUAAGCAGGAAAUAUCAGGAGUUGCUUGCAUCUCCUUAUCUCCCUUAUCAGGGAAUUUCAGGUUAAAGACUAGAGUGAAAGCAAGGCUUUCAAAUCCUUUGCC